UAUUUUUUAAAUGGGUCAAUUGAGAUGCAAAUGAUGAAUUGGUGGGAAAGCGCUCUUUUCAGUGCGAUUGUCAUUGCCUGGCCUCCGCACUCGCCAUGACAACACGACAUCGUCCAUUUUCUGUUUGUAUGUAUUAAUAGUAGCUCGAGUCAAUAUAUUAAUAGCAACAUGGAGGAGAGAACAAGUCCAUCGGUAGAGUCCGUGGUUGCUGCCAGCACUCCGGAAAUCAAGGACACGAACAAUAACGAAGCUGCUAAAGGCGCUUCCAGUGAUAUUGCCGUCGCAAAGGUCGAGGUCAACACAGUCGAUUCGCCCAAUUCCACCACAACCUCUAAUACCAACACGAAAUGUUCCAAGUGUGCAAAACGAGCAGCACGCCGUGGUUGUACCCAGCAUGCUUGCUUGAAUUGCUGUGAUGAUAAUGGUUGCGCGACUCAUUUAGAAGUACGCGAACAAGCUCAAUGGAGAGAACAAGUAUUGGCUGGAACCACCCCUCUUCAGGUCCGUGCGGAAGAAUUGCGUAACAAAGCUAUACCUCCUGGGAGAUUCAAGGAGUCCGGGUUCUCCUAUUUGGGUGAUUCCGUAGUGUUGUGGGAUUUGCAGCAGUAUUUGACCAAUCCAACCUGGAAAGAAGAGGCUGUACGCAAAUCCAACAAACGAAAAACAAGACAACGAAACAAUGAUUUGGCCACCGCCGCUGCCGUGAUCCCAAAUGGCCACCGCAAGAAAAACAGACGCCAAAGAUUUCAAGAUGUCAUGGAUGGCCUCUAUCAGAAAUCCUUGUCUUCCUAAAAAAUCUGCAGGAAACAAUUUGGUUUAUUGGUAUUCAACAGCCACCUAGCUAGCUAGUACCGGUAGCACGUCCGCGUCUACCGGUACCAAAUAACGCCUGACCGAGGGAUGGCAACGGCGAAGUCAGUGCUAGAGCCCAAGCAAUACAUCAUGCACAGCCUGAUAGCAUCGCCUCGAAGCUACGUUAAUAGAUAGCCUAAUGGUCACGCAAGAGGAAACGACUAACUAGCUAGAUUGGGUGGCAAGCCAGAUAGAUAUUUUCUAGAAGGCUGAAAUAAUAUCACUAAACGAACACGUGUAUGUC
Molecule: messenger RNA, 1096 nt
Organism: Seminavis robusta
Lineage: Eukaryota; Bacillariophyta; Bacillariophyceae; Naviculales; Naviculaceae
Source: the annotation of a GenBank genome assembly